GCAUCCACAACCUUAUUCCCUCUCUCUCUCUCUCUCUCUCUCUCUCUCUGAAGCAAUUUCAAAAUAAAAAUGGGAAAUUGCUUGGCUCUCUGUAUUCCGAGAAGAUGUUCUGGUUCCCCUGUUUCUGAAACAGGGGACGGUGGCGCUGAGAGCAGGGCGUCCUCAUGCAUAGCUGACAAGGAACAGUUAGCUGCGGGGGUUACGAGGAUUAAGUUGGUAAUAACAAAGCAACAGCUUCAGGAUUUGUUGCGGAAGCAAGUCUCGGUGGAGGAGGUGGUUGCAGGGGUCGAGAACAGAGCAUUUUGCUCUGCCACUGCCUGGAAGCCGAAGCUCGAAUCGAUCCCCGAAGGAAGCGAGUAAGAAGAUGUUCGCCAUAACUUGUGGAUGUAACUCAUGUGACUUCCCACUCUAGUAAAUUAUUUCUUCUUAUUAAAGCUAUUAAGGAAAAAUAAUUACUCUUGAGUCGGAAGUCA
This is a messenger RNA of Malania oleifera, 473 nucleotides long. RefSeq lists its product as uncharacterized. The transcript has a single exon. Bases 70 to 360 code for a protein of 96 amino acids. Lineage: Eukaryota; Viridiplantae; Streptophyta; Magnoliopsida; Santalales; Ximeniaceae. The record is from RefSeq and is a predicted model, not a curated record.